Molecule: messenger RNA, 1575 nt
Organism: Ceraceosorus bombacis
Lineage: Eukaryota; Fungi; Basidiomycota; Exobasidiomycetes; Ceraceosorales; Ceraceosoraceae
Source: the annotation of a GenBank genome assembly
AUGACAGCCCUACGCCCGAGUCUCUGGUACUCUUCCAGGAUUGUCUCAUCCGUCUCCAGUUGCGCAGGACCAAGCUUUCCUCAACCUGGCAAUAAAGUCGUUGCACUGUCUCCCAGCAUAGAGCAUAGAGAAAUGUCCUCGGUCGUAGACAAGAUUUCGUCUGCAACGAGCAGCGCCGUCGAAGCUGUGACGUCGCGUUUGACGCCCAUGCAUCCACUUGCAAGAUCCGGCUUCGAUCUCUCCGGUGCAUCAGGGCUGUACGAUCGAGCUCGUCCGUCCUACCCCACAGAGGCCAUCGAGGCCAUCUUGACGGCACCUACUGCCAGAACGAAUGGCAAGAAGAGCAAGCUGAGCAUCGUAGAGCUUGGCUCGGGCACAGGCAUCGCUACUCGUGCUCUGCUCGCUCAAUCAAACGAUAGGAUUGCGAAAUUGGUGGCUGUAGAACCUAGCAUCGGCAUGAGACAGGGCUGGGAAAAGGCCAUUGCUCCAGUCCGGCAAACCUUACACGACGUCGAGCUCAAGACUGUUGACGGUGCUUUCGAGAACAUCAAUGCUGGUCAUGACAAUGAUAUUGUGCUCGUGGCGCAAGUGAGUACAGAGAUGAUGUUGCCGCGUGUUGAAAGUGAUCUUUGGUGGCUGUUGACCGAAUGCUUGUGCCCUUGUCGAAGGCCUGGCACUGGACGCGCGAUUUUUCGAAAGCAAUCGCCGAAAUUUCUUCCACUCUAAGGCCAGGCGGAGGUAUGUGGAUUGAUGUCUCUGUAGCGCGUACAAAGGGCCUCGAGAGAACGCUCAACGGUGAUUCCUCCUACAGUGUUUGCUCUGAUGUGGAAUCUCGAGGACCGAGAUGCUGGUGAGUCAAAGGGGUCGGGUGUGCGCUUUGGCUGGGAGGUCUAAGGUGAUGAUGACGUCUGCUUCACUUAGCUUCCUGGGUCGCUGGCCUCAGAGAUCACUACGAGCAGUAUGAGAAUGAUACACCCCAGUGUAAGUAGUUCGCAGGAUUCCAAAUGCGUUGCCCUAAUAGCAACAGGCUGACAGAGUCAUGAGCCCUCCGUAGACCGCCGAAUGCUCUGGCGUGAGCCAACAUAUGCCGCUCCAGCGCUGAAAGAUUUCGAUCAUCUCGAGCCAUUAGCUUUCUGUCGCGAGCUGCCAACGACCAUCGAAGGUGUCACUGACCGACUCCUGAGCAAGUCGUGAGUGUGCUCUAUCUUGAGCAUCUGCGGCGUAAACCCUCGCUGAUGUACGACCUAAUGGGUCACGGCAGCUACAUUUCGGUGCUCGAGGAACCGGAAAAGACGAAGCUCAUUGAUAGCUGCCGGAAAGUGGUGGAAUCGUCUCCGGACCGUAAAUGGCUCGACAAGGAGAAAGGCAUCUUUGCCUACGUGAGCAUCUGGUCUAUCGACAUAGGAAAAGCACACCCAAUCGUGUCCACGUGCUAAACUUUGAGAUUCGUCCCUUGCGCUCUCCAUGUUGCUCAGCCAUACAAGACGGGUCAGUUGCGCUCAUGCUUUCAUUUCAAACUGCCUGCUGACUUGACAUGUUCUGCACACAGACCUGCUGUUGUUCCGAAAAAAGUGA